Molecule: messenger RNA, 1004 nt
Organism: Colletotrichum navitas
Lineage: Eukaryota; Fungi; Ascomycota; Sordariomycetes; Glomerellales; Glomerellaceae
Product: ribosomal protein S7e
Exons: 3
Coding region: 127-738 (203 amino acids)
Biological process (GO): ribosomal small subunit biogenesis; rRNA processing; translation
Cellular component (GO): small-subunit processome; 90S preribosome; ribosome
Molecular function (GO): structural constituent of ribosome
Source: RefSeq, a predicted model, not a curated record
CAAAAACUUUCGGAUCGCGAUUCUUCCCCCGUCUCUUGAACUUUUUUUUUCCUCUCGACUUCGUCCGCUCGAGCAACAACUAACCCGACCCCUCCAACGUCAACCAUCCCCCCAAGCCCGCCCAACAUGUCCGGCCCCGCGUUGAACAAGAUCGCUGCCAACAGCCCCUCGCGGGCCAGCCCCUCCGAGCUCGAGCAGAGCAUUGCCCAGGCUCUGUACGACCUCGAGAGCAACACCGCCGACCUCAAGGUCGCCCUUCGCCCUCUGCAGAUCGUCUCUGCCCGCGAGAUCGAGGUUGGCCACGGCAAGAAGGCUAUUGCCAUCUUUGUCCCCGUCCCUUCCCUGCAGGGCUUCCACCGCGUCCAGCAGCGCCUCACUCGUGAGCUCGAGAAGAAGUUCUCCGACCGUCACGUCCUGAUCCUGGCCUCCCGCCGCAUCCUGCCCCGCCCCAAGCGCUCCGCCCGCUCCCGCAACACCCAGAAGCAGAAGCGCCCCCGCUCCCGCACCCUCACCGCCGUCCACGACGCCAUCCUCACCGACCUCGUCUACCCCGUCGAGAUCGUCGGCAAGCGCGUCCGCACCAAGGAGGACGGCUCUAAGCUCCUCAAGGUCAUCCUUGACGAGAAGGAGCGCGGCGGCGUCGACUACCGCCUCGACACCUACUCCGAGGUCUACCGCAAGCUCACCGGCCGCGUCGUCACCUUCGAGUUCCCCCAGUCCGGCGCCACCGAGUACUAGACUCGUCACUCACACUUGUCGUUCGCGGAAGCUUUGUGGGAUGGUUCGCUGAGAGUGAUAGCAAAAAAUCAAGGGAUCAUGGUCGGUCAAUGAUGGGGUUUCUUUUGGCAUUUUUGGUCUGCUGCGAUGAGAGCAUGGCAAUGACUGGUUGGUCAAAAAGGGUCUGGCGUCUAAAGGAUGUAGCUUGGGCGAUUCAAUUACAGACCGCCCCCUCCCAAAAAAUGCAUAUACCACACACUUGGCCGCUCCCCUACUUUUCUGUCAAU